Molecule: messenger RNA, 1216 nt
Organism: Episyrphus balteatus (marmalade hoverfly)
Lineage: Eukaryota; Metazoa; Arthropoda; Insecta; Diptera; Syrphidae
Exons: 2
Coding region: 272-1207 (311 amino acids)
Biological process (GO): regulation of transcription by RNA polymerase II
Cellular component (GO): nucleus; transcription regulator complex
Source: RefSeq, a predicted model, not a curated record
AAAAUUUUAGCAUCAACAAAAUUAUAAGCAAUUUGAUGCGACCAUCAUAAUUGAAAAUUAAAUUUCUUGCCUGGCAAUGAUAUUCAUUCACUGUCAUUUAAAUGUCACCCCCUCUCUUUCCAACAAAAUUCCAUACGCGCAACGCAUAAUUCCUCUCUUAUGCCAAACAAAAAUCCGGAGUGGAAAUCCAAAUGUAUUCAGUAUAAAACUAAUGGUUGUUUGGGAAGUGAUUACUUUGGUGUUGUUUGUAUUAAAAAAUAAUACAUAAAUAAUGACAACUUGUUAUAAAAGAUUAUCAUUCUCAAACGAUGAAGAAUACAAAUUAAUUGAAUUUAUAAAAAAACAUCCGGCACUUUGGGACGCUAGCCAUAGUGAAUAUGGAAAUUCUGAUAUACGAAAAUUAUACUGGCAAAUGCUAGCAAAACAAUUGAACAAAACAGUUUUUGAAGUUCGACGUAAAUGGCGUUUUGUCCGCGAUUAUUACAUUCAUAAGAGACGCAGACAUCCAGAUAGCACACCACAACGUGAUGGAAAAUAUUACAGUUUACAAUUUCUCAAUAAAAUUAAAGUUUGUUCAAAGAAAUUUCCCCUCAAUUCUGAUUCAAUGAAUCAAAUAAAAUUAAAAACUAAUAAAAUUAACGUUACAAAGAAUGUUGAUAAGAUCGAAGUUGAUUAUGUGGAUUCUGAUGAAGAAAUUGAUUAUGAUUUUUUAGAUGAUCCAACUUUUGAAAAAAUCACAGUGGAACGUCUUGGUAAUGAACAAAAAUAUGCGACCACAACGCCAUCUAAUAUCACAGAUGGCGAUGAUAACUCCCAGCAACAUGAUGCAGAGAUAAAUGAUGACAAAUCUGAUGAUUUUGUAUUUAAAGAAGAUUACAUUGAUGAAUCGUCAGUUGCGGAACCAGAAGAUUUUGCCAGAACUAUUGAAGAAAUUGAUGCAGAAGAAGCACAAAUAGAACACAAUGUUAUUGAGACUAAUAAUGACAAUGAAAAUACAACAACUUUUGAACAAACAAGUAAACAAACAGAUCGAGAUAGUGCAUCUGCAACAAUGUUGCAUGAAAAGGCAAUUGAUCUUUUCUUUGAAAGUAUGGCUGCAGCAGUUAAAACAUUUCCACCACAAUAUGUUGCCGAAGCUAAAUGUAAAGUUUUUAUGGCUUUUAAUGAAGUUGAAUCUAAAGUUUAUCAGAAUGCAAAUAAAAAUUAAACAAAGUAC